This is a messenger RNA of Priapulus caudatus, 1950 nucleotides long. RefSeq lists its product as uncharacterized. Gene Ontology annotation, molecular function: nucleic acid binding. NCBI's taxonomy places the organism in Eukaryota, Metazoa, Priapulida, Priapulimorpha, Priapulimorphida, Priapulidae. The coding region runs from base 1 to 1950 and encodes 649 amino acids. The transcript has a single exon. The record is from RefSeq and is a predicted model, not a curated record. Gene Ontology annotation, biological process: DNA integration.
AUGCCUUGUUCCAGUACGCUAGGGAUACAGUGGGAUGUGGAGAAAGAUGAAUUCUUCUUCAAAAUUGAAGACAAUCAGGCAGCAUUGACUCGUCGAGGGAUUUUAUCUAUGGUUGCUUCAGUGUAUGACCCCUUAGGAUUCCUGGCUCCAUUCGUUCUGAAGGGCAAGAUACUGCUGCAGUGCAUGUGUCGCAGUGGAAUCGGAUGGGAUGAUCCUCUCCCUGCGGAGUUGGCACCUCAGUGGAAGAAGUGGACAGCAGACUUUCUCAAUAUUGCAUUGAUACGGAUACCACGUUGUCUGAAACCCUAUCAUUUCGAAGAAGUCAAAGAAAUACAACUCCAUCACUUCUCAGACGGAAGUUCCCAAGGAUAUGGCCAGUGUUCUUAUCUCAGGAUCCAAGAUGAGCAUGACCAGGUACACUGCACACUGCUGAUGGGCAAGGGUAGAGUAGCCCCGACCAAAGUUACGACAAUACCCCGUCUAGAGCUAACUGCAGCCGUGGUGUCGGCGAAGGUCAGCAUGGUGCUCAAGAAAGAACUCCACCUGCAAAAUGCAAAGGAAAUCUUCUGGACUGACUCUCAGGUAGUGUUAGGAUAUAUUGGCAACGAAGCAAGACGCUUCCAUACAUUUGUGGCCAAUCGUGUUCAGAUGAUCCGAGAGAACACGGAUCCUGAUCAAUGGUUUCAUGUAGAGACUGACUCAAAUCCAGCAGACCAUGCCUCGAGAGGCCUUACGGCGUCGGCUCUUCGUCAGUCUACGUGGUACAGAGGCCCGGAGUUCCUACAGAACCCGAAUUUUGAGUGCCCCUCCAAGGUUGUGCAAGAACUGUCCCUAGAAGAUCCUGAGGUGAAGAACUUGACUGUCUUCAACACUAGAGUGAAGGAAUCAGUAAAUCCGAGCAUCUUGUCACGACUGACAAAAUUCUCUAGCUGGACCGCUGUAGUUCGACCAAUUGCCAGACUCCGGAGAAGAGCUAAAGGUAGUAAGGAUAAGAGUAUUGCGAACGUUCAAGAGCGACAGGGAGCAAUCUUAUUCCUGGUCAGGUUGGUGCAGGAACAAGAGUUCAAAGAGAAACCUCCUGUCAAAGACCUGGACCCCUUUACCGACGAUCAUGGGAUAAUACGUGUAGGAGGCCGCCUGAGAAACUCGUCACUCCCAUUCAAGGUCAAACAUCCAAUCAUUUUACCCAAGAACAGUCACAUUUCGAAGCUUAUUGCAGCUUCUUAUCACCAGAUGGUGUACCAUCAAGGCCGUGGUAUUACUCUGAACGAAAUUAGAGCAAAUGGAUUUUGGAUCAUCAGUUGCGGUAGGGUGACAUCUGAUCUUAUCCAUAAAUGUGUAGUCUGCAGGAAGAAUCGACGUCCUACUCAAGAACAAAAGAUGGCAGAUCUACCAGAAGAUCGCGUCGAGUCGUCUACACCAUUCUCAUUUAGUGCGAUGGAUUGUUUUGGGCCCUUCCUUACAAGGCAAAAUCGCAAAGAAUUUAAGAGAUAUGGUCUCCUGUUCACCUGUCUAUGCUCCAGAGCUGUUCACAUAGAGUUACUGGAUGAUCUCACGACUGACGCCUUUAUCAAUGGGCUCAGGUGCUUCAUCGCCAUACGGGGGAAAGUUCGUCAGAUCCGAUCGGACCAAGGUAGUAACUUUGUGGGGGCAAAAAAUGAGUUGUGUGCAGCCUUGAAAGAGCUGGAUAAUGAAAGGCUAGCGUCCUACUUGGCAAACAGAGAUUGUGACUUCCUCAUGAAUGUGCCUUAUUCGAGUCAUGUCGGUGGUGUUUGGGAACGCCAGAUCCGGACUAUAAGAAGUGUCCUUGGUGUAGUGGUUGGACUUUGUCCAAGCAGAUUGGACGACUCUUCACUUCGUACACUGUGUUAUGAAGUCAUGGCGAUAGUGAAUAGUCGCCCCCUCACGGUUGACACCAUAAAUGACCCUACAANACUGUUUCAACAAUAG